CUUGUCAUUUUCCUAUUAGAAAUAGGAGUCGUCAAAGAGCCAACCACGCAGAGGUCGCAAAAAGACAAAGUGUUAUAGUUAAUUUGUGGCAUAUUUAACCCGUUAGAUCAGAAAUAUGGAUGAAGAAUACGACGCCAUUGUUCUUGGUACCGGUUUGAAAGAAUGUAUUAUCAGUGGAAUGCUUUCAGUUUCUGGGAAAAAAGUAUUACAUGUCGAUCGAAACAAAUAUUACGGGGGAGAAUCCGCCUCCAUUUGUCCUCUUGAGGAACUCUUUUCUAAAUUUGGGGCACCGGCUCCCGACGAAUCUUAUGGACGUGGUCGGGAUUGGAAUGUUGAUCUCAUUCCCAAAUUUCUAAUGGCAAAUGGGUCAUUGGUUAAAUUGCUAAUCCAUACAGGAGUUACCAGAUAUUUGGAGUUCAAAUCUGUUGAAGGAAGUUAUGUAUAUAAGGGAGGCAAAAUUGCAAAGGUCCCUGUUGAUCAAAAAGAGGCUUUAGCUUCAGACCUAAUGGGUAUGUUUGAAAAAAGACGCUUCCGUAACUUCUUGAUCUAUGUACAAGAUUUUCAAAAUGAAGACCCCAAGACUUGGAAAGAUUUUGACCCUAAUACUCAAAAUAUGCUUGCUCUAUAUACUAAGUUUGGUCUAGACAAAAAUACUCAAGACUUCACAGGUCAUGCAUUAGCUCUAUAUAGAGAUGAUGACUAUUUGAAUAAACCAGCUUUAGAAACCAUCAAUCGUAUAAAACUGUAUUCUGAUUCAUUGGCCAGAUAUGGAAAGUCUCCAUAUCUGUAUCCCAUGUAUGGCUUAGGUGAAUUACCACAGGGUUUUGCUAGAUUGUCUGCCAUCUAUGGGGGUACAUAUAUGCUGGACAAGGCGAUAGAUGAAAUAGUUGUAGGUGAAGGAGGAAAAGUAGUGGGGGUAAAAUCAGGCAACGAAAUUGCAAGAUGCAAGCAAGUUUACUGUGAUCCCACCUAUGUACCAGACAGAGUAAGGAAGAAGGGGCAAGUAAUAAGGUGUAUUUGUCUUUUGGAUCAUCCUAUUCCAAACACUAAAGAUGCUCUCUCAACUCAAAUCAUCAUUCCCCAAAAACAGGUUGGACGAAACUCUGAUAUCUACGUAUCACUAGUCUCGUACACACAUCAGGUAGCUGCUAAAGGUUGGUUCGUCGCCAUGGUGUCAACAACUGUAGAAACUGAAAACCCCGAACAGGAGAUUAAACCAGGUUUAGACCUUCUGGGAGCUGUUCACCAGAAGUUUGUUUCAAUUUCAGACUAUUACGAGCCAACAGAUGAUGGUCUACAAUCACAAAUGUUCAUAUCUCAAUCGUAUGAUGCAACUAGUCACUUUGAGAGCACUUGUCAGGAUGUGCUUGACAUUUUCAAGAGGGGUACUGGUGAAGAGUUUGAUUUCUCCAAGAUCAAACGUGAUCUUGAAGAUGAGGAACAAUAAACUGGACGUGUUCUUUGAAUCUCCAGUUAUACAUUAUAUAUUAAAAAUUCUUAUGUAGCAUUAUUAUAUGUGCAAAAGUUCACUUUAAUUUGUGCUUGAUGACUUCUGCUUGUUAGGGCCUGCUAAUAGAUUUGUGAAUAUACAAAAAAGUUGAGUUGUGGGUCUACAAGCUUGGAGUCAUACAUAAUUGUCCCAAAAAAAUUGUUGAUCAAAGAUACACCAGUUGAUGGAUGUUUCAAACCGCACUUUACCAAGUUUUAAUUUAAACAUUUUGCGUCUAUGGAUACAUUUAGUUGUUAUUUUAAAAGCACAUCGAUUGUCUUGUUUGAAUUUCGCUAUGGUGUAAAAUGCAUUCCCACUAAUUGUUUGUAAAAAUUGUGUAACAAAGAUUUCAAGUUUAAAGCAUACAUCCUAUUUUUAAUUGAAGUAGUAUGAAUCGUACAGGGCUGUAAGUCUUUUUUUACUUUUCCAAAAUGUAUUUCUAGCAUUAUGUUUAGGUGCAUGUUUCUUAUUGUAAAUGUACUUUAGCAAGUAACAAGUUUCUCAAUCAAUUGCUUGAAGCCAUGCAAUAAGUUGGUAUGUACUUUGGUACUCUAUAUUCAGUAAAAUCAUUCAGAAUUCCAUUUGAUGCUAAAGUAGAUUUCAUUAUUAGUAAAACUAUUGGUGAUAAGGCACAUUGAAAUGUAAGAUGGUUCCAAUAAAUCAGAUUUAAGGAA
Messenger RNA from Harmonia axyridis, 2163 nucleotides. It is a transcript of the gene Gdi, whose product is annotated as rab GDP dissociation inhibitor alpha. The transcript has 4 exons. The coding region runs from base 116 to 1447 and encodes 443 amino acids. NCBI's taxonomy places the organism in Eukaryota, Metazoa, Arthropoda, Insecta, Coleoptera, Coccinellidae. Gene Ontology annotation, molecular function: Rab GDP-dissociation inhibitor activity. Gene Ontology annotation, biological process: small GTPase-mediated signal transduction; protein transport; vesicle-mediated transport. Gene Ontology annotation, cellular component: cytoplasm. The record is from RefSeq and is a predicted model, not a curated record.